Messenger RNA from Otolemur garnettii (small-eared galago), 2452 nucleotides. RefSeq names its product centrosomal protein 68 (gene CEP68). The record is from RefSeq and is a predicted model, not a curated record. NCBI's taxonomy places the organism in Eukaryota, Metazoa, Chordata, Mammalia, Primates, Galagidae. Bases 1 to 2229 code for a protein of 742 amino acids. The transcript is spliced from 6 exons.
AUGGCCCUGGGUGAAGAAGAAGCAGAGGUGGAAGCAUCUGUAGGCACCAAGGCCGUGUCCUACAGGAGAUGUAGCUGUGGGGAGCCAGAGGGGGAUACCCCAGAGCCUGUGAGCAGGGAGCAGCCCCACUGCCUGGAAGUGGCGGGAGGACCCAUCUCCCCUGUGUGGGGGGCAGAGAAGCCCCCUGCCCCUGCCUGCACCUCUGGAGCCAACAGAGAGCUGGUGGCUGAUGGUCCUGAGCCUGCCCCUCGUUGCCUGCAUCCUCCUGCCAGCGCGGGGACUGGAGACUUUUUGCACUCUGUGGGAAGCCAGAUGGAGGAAUCCAAGCUUUCUACCUCUGGGGAGCUACCUCAGACUCUUACUCUUCCCAGGACUACAGCUCUUUGCUCAGGACACAAUGCUGACACCGAAGAGAAUCCAUCCCCAGAUGAUUUGCCUCAGGUGCUGGACCUCAGCCAGCAGCCUCACAGCUCAGGGUUCCCUUUCCCAUCCCAGCAGAAGGCCAUGGUGAGCCAAGGUGCCACUGUUCCUCAGCUUUCCAGCUGCAACAACUCAGCCUCCUCUAUGGGCAGCAGUUUUCAGAGUCAACAGGAGAAAGUGGAGACCCAGAAUUGCUCCCUUGCCAAGGCCACCUCCUCCCAGAAGCUGGUUGUUCCCCAGGAACGGAAUCCCUCUGUGGUGGGACUAGGGCCUCAGUUCAAGUGGUCACCACAGCCUGUGGUCUCAGGGGGUGAUGCUCCUGGGCUAGGCCAGCGGCGCCUCUCCUUCCAGGCUGAGUACUGGGCCUGCGUGCUGCCGGACUCCCUGCCUCCCUCACCUGAUCGCCAGUCCCCUCUCUGGAAUCCAAAUAAAGAGUAUGAAGACCUGCUUGACUAUACUUACCCACUGAGGCCUGGGCCUCAGCUCCCAAAGCACCUUGAUAGCCGAGUGCUGACUGACCCUGUCCUGCAGGACUCAGGUGUAGACCUGGAUAGCUUCUCUAUCUCCCCAGCAAGCACCCUCAAAUCACCCACUAAUGUCUCCCCCAGUUGCCUACCAGCAGAGGUCACUGCGCUGCCAUUUUCUGGGUCGAGAGAGCCAAGCAUUAAGUGGUGGCCCUCUGGUGUACCCCAGAAGCAGGGCAGCAUGGGCUUGGCAUCUUGUAGCCAGCUCACAUCUACCCCCAGAGCCCCAGGCAGUAGGGAUGCUCCUUGGGAGAGCAGAGUGCCAGCCCUGAAGGGAAAGGACUGGUCAUACAUGGGCAAGAACCUUGAGGUGGGUUCUCCCCAGCAGAGGAAACAGGACAGCGGGUGGCCCUCAUCUAGGACAGAGAACCAGAAGGCCAGCCAGGGUAACUGGCAUCCUGCUUAUGCAGAGUCUAGAUGGAAAGCAGAAGAGGAAGUGGAGAGUGAUGACGAGUACCUCGCCCUGCCCGCUCGGCUCACGCAGGUUUCUAGUUUGUUUUCAUACCUGGGUUCUGUUCCCACCUUGGUUACCCUGCCUACCCGGGCUGCCAAAGGGCAGAGCUCCCUGGAAGUGUCAGACAGUGAUGGGCCAGCUUCCUUCCCGUCUGACUCCAGCCAAAGCCAGCUUCCCCCUGCGGCUGCACUGCGAAGGCCUGGUGAAACUGAGGGACAGAACCACUGUUUCCUGCGCUCCAUCAUCCGUGCCCGGGACUCUGCAGAGGAAGGGAGUCUGGUGAGCAGCCAGGCCCUUGGGGUCACCUCUGGACUAUUGAAAACACACCCCUCCUUGCCAGCUAUGUUGGACCGGUGGUCAUUCUCAGACCCAAGCGCUGAAGGGCAGCUUCCCAGGAAAGGUGGCGAGCAGGGAAAAGAGUCGCUGGUGCAGUGUGUGAAGACAUUUUGCUGUCAGCUGGAAGAGCUAAUCCGCUGGCUGUAUAAUGUUGCAGAUAUUACUGACCACAAGACUCUGCCCAGAUCCAAUCUCACGGGUCUCAAGUCUUCUCUGCAGCUUUACCGGCAAUUUAAGAAAGAUAUAGAUGAACAUCAGUCCCUGACGGAAAGCGUCCUACAGAAGGGAGAGAUUCUUCUUCAGUGCCUGUUGGAUAAUACCCCAGCUUUAAAGGAUGUCCUUGGGAGGAUUGCAAAGCAGUCUGAUGAGCUGGAGAGCCAUGCAGAUCGCCUAUAUGACUCUAUCUUGGCAUCUCUGGACAUGUUGGCUGGUUGUACCCUUAUGCCUGACAAAAAGCCCAUGGCAGCAGAGGAGCGCUCAUGUGAAGGGGUUUAACCUGGCAUUUCCUUAGGCAGAGAUGUGAGCCAAAUGCUGGGUGAAGAGAAAAACUUUCAAGAAGUCCUUGCAAGAACCAUUCAACACUGAAGUCAAAGGAGAAACUUAACUCUAAUAUACUAGCUUUAAAAUACCAUUCCUUAAAUGAGGGCUAUUGAGUUACAUUUUCAUUUACAAUGAAUCCUUCCACACUAAGGUUUUCCUUUCGGUGCUUCUCUACAAA